AUGUCUCACCUAGUUCCCUAUUUAGUCACCCCUAAAACUAAACGUAUAGCGCGUUUUAUUGGAGGCCUAGCACCAGAAAUUAAGGAAAAUGUCAAGGCAUCAAGGCCUACCACAUAUAGGUCCGUGGUGGACUUAUCCUUAUCUCUCACCUUAGAUGCAAUCAGAAAUAAGUCUGUUAAGGCUUCUGGCAAAGGAAAAAGGGAAAGAGAGGAGGAGAACUCUCAUCGAUCUGACAAGAAGAAAAAGGGAAGUUUUAAGCGCGAGAAAGAUUCCGAGUUUAGGAAAAACUUGAGUCAGUCUAAUAACAGACCCAAAUGCAGUAACUGUAGAAAGCAACAUUCUAGAAAAUGUACGAUUGACCCACGUGCUAAACUGUGUGGAAUUUGCAAGACCAAGGGUCACAAGACUUUAGAUUGCAAGGAGUUGAAGAACACGACAUGUUACAAUUGCAACGAGGAGAGGCACAUCAAAACCAACUGCCCAAAACUUAUAAAGAAGCCUGGAGAGGCCAGGAAAACAAACGCGUGA
Molecule: messenger RNA, 528 nt
Organism: Helianthus annuus (common sunflower)
Lineage: Eukaryota; Viridiplantae; Streptophyta; Magnoliopsida; Asterales; Asteraceae
Exons: 1
Coding region: 1-528 (175 amino acids)
Molecular function (GO): zinc ion binding; nucleic acid binding
Source: RefSeq, a predicted model, not a curated record